GGCAGUGCGUGCCAGCAGGGCUGGUGACCGGCCGCAGACGCCUGAGAUCUGAGCCUGCAGUGACCCGGCGUGAGCUGAUCUUCUACCACUGUCUGCGGCUAGGCCUGGACGCAGCGUACCUUUCUUCCAGCUCGUCCAGAGGCCUAUCGGCCCACAGUUUCUCCGCCCGCGAUGGCGGACGCUGAAGAGCCAGCGGCUGCUGCAGCCCCUGCCAGUGCUCCUGCCGUGGGCGAGCCGUCAGAGACAGUAGCAGUGGAUGAAGUGGAACCAGCUCCAGCUCAGGACGCUGUGGUCGAAGUGGUGGCUCAAGAAAUGGCCGAAGUGGUAGUCGAGGAGAAUGCGACACCGAUAGAGACCGAGCCGGAGCAGCAGGGUGAGACUACUGACAUUCUGGAGCCAGUGGAAGAGCUGCCGCUGGAUGACGAGAUGGUGGAAAUGCUGCCUACCGUCAUUGAAGAUCCCGAGAAUGAGGCAAAGGAGCAGAAGGAGCUCCUGGAAGAGCUGGUUGAGGAAACGGAGGAGAGUGGGGAUCAGCCUCAGACAGACGUUGAUGACAAACAUGAAUCCACGCAGGGUGAAGUUCCUGAAACUGAUCCGGCGGACAUUGCUGCACAAUCGACGAGCGAGGUGACAGGAGUAGGACGUGAAGAAGAAGGGAAAACAGACCAGCAUGAUGCAUCGUCUGUCGUGAUGACCGACACUACUCCCAUUCCCGCCGAAACUCAUGAUGUUGAAGUGGAAGAAAGCGCAGAUGUUGAAAAAGUCACAGUCUCUGAGACUUCCGAAGCGCCAGCGGAAGCUACAGAAGUUACCAAAGCAGACGAAGACAAACCUGACACUAUUCAGAUGACGGAAGACGAAGUCGCUAGCGCUGAACAAGCGGCGGAGGAUGCUCGACAAUCGCGAAUGGAGCCUCUAGAGGAGACUGAGCCACAGGCAGUAGAGGUCUCAGAGCCCACUGAUGUUGCACAUGAUCCUGCGACAGAGAAUGAAGCUCAAGAAGGUGAAUUAAAGCCAGUGGAAAAGGCUGAUGAGACGACGGACGAAAAGAAGGAAAAGAAGAAGCGAAAGAGGUCAAAGGAAGAAAGGAAAAAGAAGAAGUCUGUCGAGGAAAAAGAUGUCGUGCCCGAACAGAAGUCAUCUAAACCCGCUCUAUUGCACGUCCGAGGAGGCUUCUCGUGCGGCUGGGUAGGACCGAUGCUUCAGCUGCUGGGCACCAUGAAGAAACUCGACGAGUUCAAAGUGAACUUCAACCGCCAGUACGAGAAUGUGCCUCCAGACGAGCCAGGCGCCGCCACAAUCAAGAAGAUUAUCAGCGCCAAAAAGGCGCAAGAAGCUGAGCCAGCGGAGGUGCCCAAUAUUCCCGAGGCGGCCAUCCGCGCCCCGCCCGGGGAGGGGUGUCCCCGCUGUGGGGGAGCUGUCUUCGAGGCCGAGCGGAUGAAGUCGAGAUUCAGGAGCUAUCACAAGCCCUGCUUCAACUGUAAGGCGUGCCACAGGAUUUUGGACUCGACCCUUGCCUGUGACGGACCCGACAAGGACGUUUAUUGCAAGCUGUGCUACGCGAAGAAAUACGGACCAAAGGGCUACGGGUUUGGUGGCGGAAAGGCAUUCCUUCAGUCGGACAUUAUUGCGGCCGAGUCACCGCAGAGUAAGCCCGAGUGGGUGAAGCUGGACCGAACCACCAUCCGCCCGACCGAGGGCUCUGGCUGUCCGCGCUGCGGAGGAGCCGUCUUCGCUGCCGAACUCAUGAUGUCAAAGGGUCAGGAGUGGCACACUUCGUGCUUCAGCUGCCGCGACUGCAAACGGCCGCUGGACUCGACGAUCGCCUGCGACGGUCCCGACUCCGAGAUCUACUGCAAGCUCGACUACGCCAAGCGGUUCGGACCCAAGGGGUUCGGCUUCGGGCACACCCUGGUGUCGUUUAUGCACGGAGAUGAACAGGAGAACGCCGAAGAGAACGUCCAGCCAGCGGGCCACACGAACAUGGGGCCCAAGGCUGCCCCAGGCGAGGGCUGUCCGCGGUGCGAGUUCGCUGUCUACGCUGCCGAAAGGAUGCUCCAUAAUGGCAAGGCCUACCAUCGACACUGCUUCAGCUGCGUCCAGUGCAGCCGCGGGCUGGACUCGACCAACACGUGCAGCGGGCCGGACCACGAGCUGCUCUGUCGCACGUGCUAUGGCAAAAUGUACGGCCCGCACGGCGUGGGCUUCGGCCAGGGGGCCGGCGUGCUCAGCAUGGGCUAAACUGGCGGAGGAAAGGAGCUGGGAUGGACAGCUAGCACAUGGAUGGGAUGAGGCGACAGAGAAAACAACCGGAACGGACAUGGAUGUGCUGAAUUGGCAGAGAGGAAACUGUAGUUGACGGUACACGACGUUGUCGAUGUCAUGGUGUAACAAGCAUUAUCGCAAUAUUGAGUAAGAUGGAAAUUAGUAUUAAGCUGGCGUUGCAUGCUUCAGUUUCAUUGCAAUUGCAUGACAAUGCGAUGCUAUCAUUUAGAGACAGCGAAUUUUGUGGUAAAUGACAUCAAUGUUGAAAUGAGAUGACAUCAAACGAAGCUAAUGCUUCACCCUGCUAUAGACAAUGCAUGACAAUGCACACCUUGUAGCUAAGAAUGCUGAAUUUGUCGGAGAUCGCGGUGUCCAGGCGAUACCUCGGGACACACAGGAUCAAGCUGUUGCCUUUUUUUUGCGUUGGUGACUGGAAAUAUGGCCACGAGGUUUUAUCUUCCUGUUGAUAAGUAUGGCAAUAAAUGAUGGUCUGAAAACAUCAA
Molecule: messenger RNA, 2768 nt
Organism: Amphibalanus amphitrite
Lineage: Eukaryota; Metazoa; Arthropoda; Thecostraca; Balanomorpha; Balanidae
Product: fibrous sheath CABYR-binding protein-like
Exons: 9
Coding region: 172-2241 (689 amino acids)
Biological process (GO): sarcomere organization; muscle tissue development
Cellular component (GO): Z disc; cytoplasm; nucleus
Molecular function (GO): actinin binding; structural constituent of muscle
Source: RefSeq, a predicted model, not a curated record